This is a messenger RNA of Odobenus rosmarus divergens (Pacific walrus), 1097 nucleotides long. RefSeq lists its product as uncharacterized. The record is from RefSeq and is a predicted model, not a curated record. Lineage: Eukaryota; Metazoa; Chordata; Mammalia; Carnivora; Odobenidae. Bases 3 to 908 code for a protein of 301 amino acids. The transcript has 8 exons. Gene Ontology annotation, molecular function: S-adenosylmethionine-dependent methyltransferase activity.
GCAUGGAAUUCCGCUCAGCGCGGCGAGCAAUCCUACGGCUGCUGCGUACGGUGACUCCCGCGGACCUCCCAGCGCUGCUCGAAUGGAUGCGAACUACCCGAGAUUUUGAUGAAUUCACUCAAGAUAAUAACGACAUUCUGUUGAAAAACAUAGCAGAGGACCUUCGGAAUUGCUUACCUCUAGAAACCAUGCUUUCCUCAGAACAUGUAGCCCUCCAAAAAAUACAGCAGCAGCCAGAACCCACAGUUCACGUUGAUGCAUUCCUUUAUGAUGAAGACUUUAUUGAUUCAUUAUGUGAGGAAGGAAAAAUGAGCAGAAAUUACUGUAUGGUGUGUGGCUCACACCAGACGGCACCUUUAGGAUUUAUUUCUCAUUCCUUCUCCCUCAUGGAAUUGAAGUUCAUUUAUCAUCAUGUACUCCCUGAUCUGUCGGGAAAGGUCUUGGUUGAUGUUGGCUCCAGGCUUGGCACAGUCCUUUAUGGGGGUUAUCUUUACAGUUCAGCACUGCAACUAUAUGGAGUAGAAUUGAAUGGAGACUUUUGCCAGUUGCAGGAAAUGGUCAUAAAAAAAUACCAGUUCACUGACAGAAUAAAGGUGCUUCAUGCAGACAUCUGUACCCAGGGUUCACUGCUGCAAAAUGCUGAUGUCAUUAUCAUGAAUAAUGUCUUCGAAUAUUUUCUUGAUGAGGCCGAACAGGCCAGAGCCUGGGAAUAUAUCAGUCAAAAUGUAAGGAAACAAGGAUCGUUAUUAGUAACAGUACCAAGUCUUGAAGAUUCUCUCUCAGGCCUUCAGAUUAAUAUACAGUUAUCUUCCUGGGUUGAAGAGGUACCACUGAACUAUGAUGUAUACCCAGAAAAGCAUAUUGACAGAGAAGCUCUUGAACAAAUUCAUUUGUAUAAGAUUCUCUAACAUUAAAAUAGUCCUACCUCAGUGUAAUGGUUUGUUGAGUAUAUUACAAAUUAAUAAAAAAGAAACAUCACCCCAGUACCCUAACACAUAUUUCUGUAUAUUCCUUUCUAGACUUUGUAUGUAUGUUUACAUAUUUGUAAGUAGUCUUAUGGGUAUAUAUGCACAUAUAUAGUUGUGUAUAGACACAUA